This is a messenger RNA of Galleria mellonella (greater wax moth), 3939 nucleotides long. RefSeq names its product adenosylhomocysteinase (gene Ahcy). NCBI's taxonomy places the organism in Eukaryota, Metazoa, Arthropoda, Insecta, Lepidoptera, Pyralidae. The record is from RefSeq and is a predicted model, not a curated record. Gene Ontology annotation, biological process: L-methionine cycle. Gene Ontology annotation, molecular function: adenosylhomocysteinase activity. Gene Ontology annotation, cellular component: cytosol. Bases 315 to 1607 code for a protein of 430 amino acids. The transcript is spliced from 4 exons.
UCGUACGUCGACGAUUACUAUUCAAAGAUAUUAGUAGUCGAUUGAUUUGAAAAUCAUUUGAAUAAUCCGAAUGAAGUGCUUAGUUGAAUAAUUUGUAGUCGGAUUAGUAAAGUCGCGCAUCGCUACGUGCUGUUCUCUGUGAUACCCAUGAACUUCAUAGUGACACCAAUUCAAUUUACUAGUUAUUAGCUACCAAUCGUAAUUGUCUAUUUAUUUUUAAUAAUUAUAAUUAGGUGUAUAUAGCUGGCUUGUGGUUGUACAAAAUUACAGAUCUUUUUUUGUAAUUGUUUAUUUAAUUCCACCAAGAAUUCACAAUGAAGCCGCCGUAUAAGAUAGCUGAUGAGAAGUUGGCAGAGUUAGGCAGAAAGGAAAUUAUGUUGGCUGAAAAAGAAAUGCCAGGACUGAUGGCCUGCCGUCGUAAAUAUGCUCCAAGCAAAAUCCUGAAAGGGGCAAGAAUAGCUGGCAGUCUACAUAUGACUGUACAAACUGCAGUUCUUAUUGAGACUCUGAUAGAACUCGGAGCAGAAGUGCAAUGGUCGAGUAGUAAUAUUUAUAGCACUCAAGACGAGGCUGCUGCGGCGCUUGUAGCAGUAGGAAUACCUAUAUAUGCCUGGAAGGGAGAAACUGAAGAGGAAUAUAUAUGGUGUAUUGAACAAACUCUUAUCUUUUCUGAUGGAAGGCCCCUGAAUAUGAUUUUGGAUGAUGGGGGAGAUUUAACUAAUUUAGUGCACACAAAAUAUCCACAAUUACUUGAGGGGAUCAAAGGGCUAUCAGAAGAAACCACUACUGGCGUACAUAAUUUAUAUAAAAUGUUUAGAGAAGGUCUUCUGAAAGUUCCAGCUAUCAAUGUGAAUGAUUCAGUUACUAAAAGCAAAUUUGAUAAUUUGUAUGGAUGCAGAGAAUCAUUGCUUGAUGGUAUUAAAAGAGCCACAGAUAUAAUGAUUGCAGGAAAAGUAUGUGUAGUAGCAGGUUAUGGAGAUGUAGGUAAAGGUUGCGCUCAAGCUUUUAAGGGUUUUGGUGGCCGUGUAAUAGUUACUGAAAUAGAUCCUAUAAAUGCUCUUCAAGCUGCAAUGGAAGGUUUCCAAGUUACUACUAUGGAAGAAGCUGCUGAAAUAGGCCAAAUCUUUGUGACAACAACUGGUAAUAUAGAUAUAAUUUACAAGGAUCAUUUCCUAAAAAUGAAAGAUGAUGCUAUUGUAUGCAACAUUGGGCACUUUGACUGUGAAGUUGAUGUAGCAUGGCUAGAGAAAAAUGCAAAAAAAGUGAAUAUUAAACCUCAAGUUGAUCGUUAUGAACUGGAUAAUGGGAAUCAUAUAAUAGUACUUGCAGCUGGAAGGCUUGUUAAUCUUGGUUGUGCCACAGGACAUUCCUCUUUCGUUAUGUCCAAUUCCUUCACUAAUCAAGUCUUGGCUCAAAUCGAGUUAUGGACGAGACAUAAUGUCUAUCCUGUUGGUGUUCACACACUUCCAAAAAAAUUAGAUGAAGAAGUUGCUACACUUCAUUUGGAACACCUCGGUGUAAAACUUACUAAGCUCACUCCCAAACAAGCUAAAUAUAUUGGCGUACCGGUAGAUGGACCAUAUAAACCAGAUCACUACAGAUACUAAGAUAUUUGUAACUUUGACAAUAGGCAUUUUUCACUGAUAGGUUUUAAUAUUAUUAUUAACACUACAUUAGUGCUUUUUUAUACUAUUUAAAGUGAAGUGAUUUAAUUAAGUGUAUGCCAAAAAAAAAAAAUCGUUAUUAUGCCUUAAUACAUACAUCAUGUCUGAAUUUUACGAUUUAAUUUCAAUUUUGUGUUUGUCAUGUCACAAUUCAAACAUGAUCUAUGUUUAAUGGUGUGAUAUAUAAUCAGGUUAGUAAAGCGCAAUAUGUUCUGUUCUUAUAUGCAAAUUGCCAAUGAAGUUCUUAUAAUAUAAUCAUAACAACAUAAGCAUAGGUCUAAUAUUAUAUUAAUUCUUGUUUUUAGUGUAACUUCAUCAUGAAUUUAAAAAUAUUUAGAAUGGAUGAUUAAAAGGAUGUUUUUGUAUUUUUUUUUUAUUUUAUACUCUAUGCAUCAUAACAUGAAACCUGACACUUUGACAGUUUAUACUUCCAAAAAGUAAGGUUUGAAAAAAAGAACUGUAUUGGACGAGAUUUAAGGACCAAACACUCAUAACUUUUUCACAGCCAGUUUAUUGCACAUUUAGAAUUGAAGUGACCUAAUUACCAUAGAACGACUCAGGACAGGAGCACAUAAUUUACUAGUGUUAUUAAUAAAAUUUAUCAUUUGUAACUAGAUAAGGAGAUAAGCACUAUUUUGUCUUUUUUUUUUACCACUAAAUUACAUAUAAUAAGUUUUCAUACCUCCUACUAUUAAAUUGUCGCCUUCUGUAAUGCAUUGAUAUUCAAUAUAUUUGGAUUGAAUUGUUUCAAUUCCAAAAACGCGAUAUUUGUAAUAUUUUGAAUUUUUAUCAUGGCCUUCAUUAACAGCAUGAUAGACAAAGUACAGGUUUUUAUAGUAAUUACGGAAAGUAAUAGCUUCGUACAGUUUUUUUUUUAUUUUUAAAGUAUGUCUAAUUUUAUGAUACAAUUUUUAAAGAAGAUUUUCAUUAUUCUAUUAUUAACCGAAAAACACUUAUAUGCCUAUACAGCUAGUUACAUCUAUUAGAUGAUAUCCUAAGACAUGGGUUAAGGCACAAACAUUGUAAUUUCUUAAAUUGCACUACGUGCAACAGGAAUAAUGCGUAGAGCCCUAGCGUUUGACUCAUUAAAAUGAAAAUAAUAAAAUAACAAAGAGAAAAAUUUAAUCAAGCAUUUAUAAUACAUAAUAUAGUCUCAUAUUUAAAUUACAUGUAAAUAUUAUUAGAAUAUAAUUUGGAAUUAUUAUGAAAAUUAACAAAAUUAUUAUAAACUAAAUUUAUAAUAAUUUAGAGAGUAGAAUUCUUUUAGAAAAUAUAAAACUACAACAAAUUUAUAAUAAAGAAUAAAAUUAGCAAAGUGUCAUCAUCAAUCAUUUACACAAUAUGGCUAUAUUAUACAUGUCCUCUCCUAUAGCAUAAUUGUACCAAACUAUAAUUUAUAAACGAAUAUCAUUUCAAUCUGUUAUAUCUUAUUUUCGCAUAUGGGGUCAGCUAAUCCGUUGCACGUCGACCUAUAGGGAUCUUUUGUGCUUCCCCCUGUCGUAUACCAUCAUUUCAUGGAUCCUGUUUGUUACCUUAACGAUAUCCCGCGGUUUAAGAUAUAUGUAAUCCCCUGGCUCUGGAUAAGCCGUUCCCAGUAGACUCAUACGCAUACUUGCCAACAAAUCGCAGUUGCAUAUCAAGUUUUCCAUGGAUUCCGAUUUCUCACCGCACAGUCUGCACAGUGUGUCCGAAGAUAGACCAAUCUUAUAUAAUAUAUGCCCAGUUAGGGCACCCAUAAUUAGUGUUUCCUGUUGUCUCCUACCGCUGUAGACUAGUUUAUCCCAUCCCUCAGCAUUGUCAUUUAAAAACUUUAGUAUGCCUAAGACUUUUAAAGUCCUCCAUUCCUUCUGCUGUUUUUUCCUCACUCCAUGUGAAAGUCAAGGGGUGAGUUAAUAACACUUGAUGCAAGUGCAACGUAUGGCUCAGGACCUAUAAUUUUUGAUUCUGAUCCCCUUCUCGCCAACUCAUCGACCCUUUCAUUACCUUUAAAUCCUGUAUGUCCAGGGACCCAUACCAAACUAACCCUAUUAUGUCUACCCAAAUUAUUUAAGUUUUGAAUAUUAUUUAAGGUUAACCCUGAAUUCACCCUUGUUGAUACAAAUGCUUUGAUAGUCGCUUGACUGUCACUCGAAAUAUAGAUAUUCUUGUUUUUUACAUGAUUAUCUAGAUUCAUAGCUACACUGUUGGCAACAGCAUACAAAUUUGUUACAACAUUAUUGUAAUUAUUAUAAACAUAUUUAUAAUUAAUAAAUAAAUUGUGUACUUAAAUUUUUAA